AACCUUUAAUGAUUUAAGCAGUAAGUGUUGACGUAAAGAAUAUUAAAACUUUACGAUUUAAGCAGUUGGCUCUUUUCGAAAACGUUACACAGGAGCAGGGCGGAUCGCAGCGCCACAAUUUUUGCUAGAUAUAUGUACUAAUAUUCAUACUGAUUCUGAGAAGAUGUCAGGGAAUUUGGAUGAUAUCUCCUCAAUACUUGAUACUUCAAAGGCGGAGCGUUCAGUAUGGCUUAUGAAGUGUCCUCAGGUUGUUGCUCGGGCUUGGAAAGAAUAUGGUGAUGCAGGUCAACCAUUAGCCAAAAUAACUGUCUCUGUUGAUCCACUAAAGACAAAUGAUCAAUCGGCUGAAGUAAAGGUUGUAGAUCCAACAGCACCUGCUAACAUACGUAAAAAGGCUGAAGCACAUGAGACAUCUUCUACUGCUAACCCAAAAAAGUCAACUCGGAACAAUAAAUCAGAGGUAAUUAUCUACUACUUAUGA
Cryptomeria japonica (Japanese cedar) is the source of this 481-nucleotide messenger RNA. RefSeq lists its product as uncharacterized. NCBI's taxonomy places the organism in Eukaryota, Viridiplantae, Streptophyta, Pinopsida, Cupressales, Cupressaceae. Gene Ontology annotation, biological process: transcription initiation at RNA polymerase II promoter. The record is from RefSeq and is a predicted model, not a curated record. Bases 164 to 481 code for a protein of 105 amino acids. The transcript is spliced from 4 exons.